This is a messenger RNA of Rosa chinensis, 716 nucleotides long. Its product is annotated as DDT domain-containing protein DDR4-like. The transcript has 5 exons. Gene Ontology annotation, cellular component: RSF complex. Lineage: Eukaryota; Viridiplantae; Streptophyta; Magnoliopsida; Rosales; Rosaceae. Gene Ontology annotation, biological process: regulation of DNA-templated transcription. Bases 163 to 588 code for a protein of 141 amino acids. The record is from RefSeq and is a predicted model, not a curated record.
GAGGGGGAGAUUCCACUCGUGGUAGCUAAAGGGUACUGAAACAAGCUAGAUUUACUAUAUAUAAUAUGAUUCAAAAAGUGAUAUCAACUAAAGGCAAUCUCUUUUCCCUGCAGAGAGGAGAUAGCACGUUAUAAAGGACUUGAUCCGACAGAGCAUUUACUAAUGUUAAAAGCACUCUGUGAACUCCGAGCCGAUCAAGAUGAUGCAGUGGCUUAUAUUAAUGAUGCUCUGAAACAAGGAACUGAAAUUUCUUCAUUCCGCAAAGAUAAGAUAGGAGGAGACGAAAAGAGGACUUCUUAUUGGUAUGAUGGAAAUACAAUAAUAGGUCAUAGAUUAUACAAGGAAGUAACUGUCAUUGAGUCGAAGACAAAAGUUAGGGGAAAAGGGUGUUUGAACCUACCAAAUAUCAGUUUCCAGUGGGAAACACUAGCAACCAAUCUCGAGGAAUUUCAGAAAGUUAUGGAUGAACUCUCAUCAAGCAAAGUUGCAGGAGAACGUGAUGCUGCUAAGACUAUUGAAACUGAUGCUAUUCCUGCUCUUGAGAAACUUCAGAAGUUACAAGACGGCUGCCAGUGGAUUCUCUGCUAAGCUCACUCAACAGCGAAAGUAAAGGCUGUUGUUGAUGCGAAAGUAAAGGUUGUUGUUGAUGCAACUUCUGCUGGCAUCUUCAUUGUCAUCAUAAAGUGUGUUCUUCAAGACUUGGUUGGUUUCAACAU